Molecule: messenger RNA, 3965 nt
Organism: Xiphias gladius (swordfish)
Lineage: Eukaryota; Metazoa; Chordata; Actinopteri; Istiophoriformes; Xiphiidae
Product: golgin subfamily A member 6-like protein 22
Exons: 13
Biological process (GO): regulation of transcription by RNA polymerase II
Cellular component (GO): nucleus
Molecular function (GO): double-stranded DNA binding; transcription coregulator activity
Source: RefSeq, a predicted model, not a curated record
GGAAAGCAUUGGUGGUCACGUGACACUAACAAAUUGGGCAACAUGGAGACGAGAAGGAGAGCGUAGUGACAAGAAGCCAAAUGUUGUAGCCAGGAAACACCGAGGUGUUGGUUUUCUCAGGAUUGUCGCUCGGUAUUCGGCUGUUUUCAGCUGAGCGUGUGAGGCAGGCCGACCUGUACGGAGGUUACUGCUUCUGUUCCCUCUGUCUGAUCGAGCUUUGAAGCAGCGAGAUGCCGGGGAAAAACAGCGACAUCUUCAAACCAGGAGACCUGGUGUUCGCCAAGAUGAAGGGCUUCCCUCACUGGCCUGCCAGGAUCUGUAAGUCAGACGACGGAUACAAGAAGCGAGUCCCAGUCUUCUUUUUCGGGACCCAUCAGAUAGGUCACCUCCCUCCAGAGAACAUCGUCCCUUACGUUGGUAACAAGAUGAAGUACGGCAGCGGCGUUCGCAUCAAAGGCUUCACCGAGGGCAUGUGGGAGAUCCAGAACACACCUGGAGUCGGGAGUAAAGUCAAAGUAUCAGCAAAGGCCAACACACUGACUCCACCUGCUAAACCCACUUCUGAACCUAAAACAACAAAUGACAAAGUUAAAAGUACCCCCACCACUUCAAGUCCCGGUAAAACGGAGCCUGUUAAGCCAGAUAGUAAACCAGCUGCUGGCAGAAGUCCUCCAAGCAAAGCUGCAAGUAAAACAGAAACUGCCGCUGCUGCUGCUAAAAUUCCUACGAGAGCUUCAUUAAGAUCUGCUGCUGAGAAAACAACAGAGUCCAAACAGACCUCCGAAAAGGCUUCGACUUCAAAAGAUGUCACGGCUGCAGACACUUCAGAGACCACAGCGACUACAAGAAGCAAAAAGGCUGAGUCAAAAGCAGCAAAAAGCACUGAUCCACCUGCAGGAGGGAGUAGAGGUAAAAAUGCUACGAGUAGCGCUUCUGCAGGGAGUGAAAAGGAGACAACGGCAAACAUGGCGAAAACAAAAACUCCCUCCAAAGCCUCUGUGAAGGAAAAUGCUCCUGACACAGAGCAGCAGACGCCUGCUGCAGACGCCACAGGCAGUAAAACCUCCACUGAAACAACCACAAGCAAAGUUACUGCUGAGAAGGAAACUCCAAGCAACAUCAAAGCCCCGAUGAAGGCAACAGACUCCAGACCAGCCUCCGAAAAAGCUGACACGGAUCCUGCAGAGGCUGCCGCCAGAAGUCCUGCCACUACCAGGAGAAAAACAGCAGGGUCCAAGGCCGUUGCUGAGCAGCACAAAAAGAGGACACCUGCUGUGACAACUCCAGCCAGUAAGAAACUGAAGACCGCAGAACCAGAGUCUGCUCCGACACAAACGUCCAAGAACAACAGAGGACAGAGAGACCAGAAGGCGGAGAAGGACGAAAAGGAGUCAUCGGAGAGUCAAGGAGUCAAGAGGAAGAGAGAAGAGAAGGAUGAAGAGGAGGCGCAAAAGAAAACAAAAGAGAAGACAACAGAGGAGAAAACGGAAGAGAAGAAGUCAUCAGCGAGCCAAGGAGCAAAAAGAAAGGAAGAGGAGAAAGUAGAGGAGAAGAAACAGAAGAAAACAAAGCAGGAUGACGGUGUAGAGGGAAAGAAAGACGUGAUGUCAAACGAGAAAACCGAAGACAAGAAGUCAGCAGAGACUCAAGGGAUGAAGACAAGGAGAGCUGAGAAGGAGGAGGAGAAGAGAACAAAACAGGAUGAGAACGAAGGAACGAAAGAGGAGAGGACAAGGAGAGAAACGAGGUCAGAGAGUGAGGGAACCAAGAGGACGAGAGAAAAGGAGGCACAGCAGAAAACAAAGCAGGAUGUUGCAGAAGGAAAGGAAGAAGAGACGACAAGAAGAGAGCAGGGCCAAGGAACAAAGAGGAAGAGACAGGAGAAGAAAGAGAAGGAGGUGCCAAAGAAAAUAAAGGUGUGGAUGAAGAUUGAAAGUGUGGAAGGGAAGAAGAAAAGGAAGAAGAAAAAGACAGAGCAGGAGAAGACUGGAGAAAAGUCAGAGAUAGGAGAGAUGAAGACAAAGGAUGCAGGAGAGGAGGGAGAAAUAGAGACGAUGACAGAAGAGGAGAAAGAUGGAAAAGCAACAGAGGAAAAGGAAGAAGAAAAGGAGAAAGAAGUCAGUUUUGCGGAUGAGGAGCGACAGCGCCGCCUGGCAGCCAAGAGGGAGAGUUUGUUGAAAUCUUUGAGAGGUCUGCUGAAGGCCGGGAGAGGAGGGAAGAGGAGGGAGACGACGAAGAGCACUCAGAAAGCCGGGAAUGGAGCAAAGAAGAAGAUCGAGGUCAAAAAGACACUAAGUCAGAAGCUGCGUGCGAAAGAAUCAACCGUCACCAAAGUGACGAGCAAGAAAUCGGAUGUCAAAGUCGUCAUCAGCAGGAAAAUCACUGGAAAGACAGUGAUACAGAAGAAGAAGCAGCAGGAAGACAAGAUGGUUAAAAAGACAACAGAGAUCACACAGACAGAAGAAGAAGUAGAAAAGGACGAGAUAAAGCCGUCCAGCCAAAAGAUUACAGCAGGAAAGAGAAAGAAGGUAAAGAAGGUUGGACAGAAGGCAAAGAGCGACAAAACCACGAGUCAAACAACGGAUGAAGUGGAGACAAAAGAAAAGGAAAUUGGGCAGAAGAACGAAGAAAAAAGGACGACUGAGGAAAAGAAAAACGAGGGAGUGAAAGAGAGAAAGGGAGAGGAUAAGAAGAGCGAUGAAACAAAGCAGCAGAAAGACGAAGAAAAGAAGGACGAGAGAAAAAUAAUUGGAAAGAUUGUGAAAGCGACGACCGGACAGGGAGCGAAGGUUCAGGUGAAGACGAUCAUGGGAGGAACGGCAGCAGCUGCAACAGUGGAGGAGGAAAAGAAGAAGAAAGAGGAAAAGACGAGCAGAGAGGAGAAGAUGGAUGGCAAAAAGGUAGAGGAGAAGAAAAAGUGCUUAGAAAAAGUGAAGGAGACAGAGAAAGAGAAGAAAUCUGAAGAUAAAAAGAUGGAUAAAAGCGCAGAGGUUGAGAGGAAGACUGACAGAAUGAUAGUGGUGACGGAGGACAAAAAGGACAAGAACAGAACAGAGGUAGAGAGUAAGAAGAAGGGCAAGGACGAAGAGGAGAAACGAAAGAAGAGCUGUGAAGGUGAGACAACACCAAAAAAGAACGAAGAAGAGCAGAAAGCGCAGAAAGUGACUUCGAAAUUGCAGCAGAAAAACGAAACCGAGGUGGGAAAAAUGACAACAAGAGAACAGAAGAAAAGAGAGGAAAGGAGUGAAAAACCUGACGAGUCGCAGGACAAGAAAGACGACAAAACUAUGGCAGAUCAAACAAAGAAAAUGGAAGAGACAAAUGCGCAGAAGAAGAGUGUGGAAGAGAAGAAAAAUGACCAAGUGAAAACAGAGAGAGCAGAGAAGUCGGCAGAGACACCAGAAGCCGAGUCAAAAACCGACAAAGAAGCAAAACUGGAGAAAACAAGUGCAGAAGAGGAAAGUAAACCAAAGCGUGAUUCGUCAAAUGGAGGGAAGGUGGAGCAGGUACAACCGGAGGAAAAGCAGCAGAAGAAGAGUUCAACCAUGACGCUGACGGACUCGACUCUGCACAGAAUCCAUGGAGACAUCAGGAUUUCUCUCAAGACUGACAACCCAGACAUCAGUAAGUGUCUGAUGGCUUUGGAUCAGCUCAGUAUGGUUUAUGUGACGUCUCAACACGUCCAGAGACACAGUGAGCUCGUUGCCACACUGAGAAAGAUGCGGAACUAUAGAGCGAACCAGGCCAUCAUGGACAAGGCCUCCAUGCUGUACAACCGCUUCAAAAACGCCUUCCUGGUGGGGGAAGGGGAGGAGGUGGUGAGCGCCACCUUCCUGCGCUCGCUGCUGGACGAGAAGGAGCGGGAGGAGGCUCAGAGGGUGGAGCUCUGCAGGGAGAGGCUGAGGAGGGAGGAGGUGCUGCAGGAGGUGAAGAGACGCAUGGGACAGGUGAAGGAGAGGAGGAGG